Messenger RNA from Triticum turgidum subsp. durum (durum wheat), 1740 nucleotides. The record is from the annotation of a GenBank genome assembly. Lineage: Eukaryota; Viridiplantae; Streptophyta; Magnoliopsida; Poales; Poaceae.
AUGGGCUCGCCGUCGGCUCCGCCCGCUCUCCUCCUCAGCUUCCUCGCGCUGCCCUACGGUAGCAGCAGCAGAAGAUCCCUCUUCCUCAACUCGAAGCAGAGGCUGCAGCGAUUGCCUUCACCAGGAACCGGUCGCCGUCACGUGGCGGCGGCGGCGGUGGACAAGCUCGCGCCCCGGCCGCCGGAGGCUGGCCGUCUUAGGUGGAAGUACCGGCUAGCGUGCCGCGGGUCCUACGAUUCAGGAAACGGGCUUCCCGGGCCUCCUCCUCCGCCUCCUUCCGAGCGUGGAUGGGUGGCGUCCUGCCCUUCGCCGAUGGGAUGUGCCAUGGCAGUGGCCAACCGUGUCCCUCACCAUGGUGGCCUGUGCACUAAGACAGCGCUCUUUUGGCAGGAAAGUAGUGUGACAGCAGUUGCCAUUGGAGUUAUAUUUGGCAUCACCAAUACCUUUCGACCAUUCUCGGAUGACAUAUUUCGUUAUGAUUUUAAGGAACCAUUUAAGCUGCAAAACGGCUGGCUCCUGUGGGCUGGAAUUGGCCUCUUUUUUGCUCUAGUUUCCAUUUCUUUAACUGGAGCAGUGAUGACCUUUCUGAAUGGUGAAACCACACAGAGAGAGACUGACUCGCUACUUCUUCUAUUGCCACUGAUAGGCUCGUCGAAUAUCAGCACUGCCUGUCUGCUGGGCAUCACUGGGGUUCUUGCACCAAUUUUGGAGGAAACUGUAUUUAGAGGAUUUCUAAUGGUAUCCUUGACUAUGUGGUUUUCUACGCCAGUAUCUGUUCUGAUCACAGCUGUGGUGUUUGCCUUUGCUCAUCUUACACCAGGAGAGUUUCCCCAACUUUUUGUGCUUGGUGUGGCACUGGGAUUCUCAUAUUCUCAAACUCGGAAUCUUCUUACUCCUAUCACAAUUCAUGCUGCUUGGAAUUCCGGAGUAAUAUUGUUACUAACCUUUCUUCAGCAACAGAUAAACUGGAAAUCUUAUGAAUGGCUUAUUGAGCAAAGGCAACAGACACAGAGGAGCAUAUGUCCUCUGGGAAGGUUUCCUACGCCAGUAUCUGUUCUGAUCACAGCUGUGGUGUUUGCCUUCGCUCAUGUUUACACCAGAAGAGUUUCCCCAACUUUUUGUGCUUGCUGCAUGGAUAUGAGAUCAAGGAGCUGCUGCAGGCAUCUUGAAGAUCCCGGCAAGGAUGGCGGCGGCUCGUGCACGAGGGAUGAAGGUCUUCGACCAGAUCUGGGUGAAAACCUGCUAUUGGCUAUUGCCAAGGCCGACGAUGGCGAGGCUGUCCGCGUCGUUCCCUUCCCGAAGGCAUCGCCGAGGAAAAGUUCAAGGCCACUCUCUGCUACCUCCGGGGAAAAUCCUAGAUCAGUAGAUUGGAUGACGGCGGCUCUCUGGUGUCGUUUCCCCCUUGGGGGUGUCAUUCUUGGAGGUGCACACGGGCUCGAGGGACCAGAGGACGAUGUCUUUGGUGGAGCGAGAGGCCUGGAAAGGUUGGUGCUUCAGUUCUGCUCUGAGGAUGGACCGAGGGAUGAUGGAGGUGACGGCCCUUGCAGCGUGCGGUGCUCAUUGGGAGUGUGCCAGAUCGGCGUGGGACCCAAUCCAGGUUAUUUUCAAAGCUAUGGCAUAAAUCCGUACGUGGUUGCUACUCAUUCCUACGGGCUCCAGGGAGCAUUUGGCUACUGGGUGCAACCGAUGGGAGAUGGUCGCACGGGUUAUCUUCAACCGGUUUGGAUGACGGUCGUAUAA